Molecule: messenger RNA, 537 nt
Organism: Diaporthe amygdali
Lineage: Eukaryota; Fungi; Ascomycota; Sordariomycetes; Diaporthales; Diaporthaceae
Exons: 3
Coding region: 1-537 (178 amino acids)
Molecular function (GO): FAD binding; monooxygenase activity
Source: RefSeq, a predicted model, not a curated record
AUGGCCCCUUCCGCAGGUUUGACCGGCUAUGAUCAGCUUGCUAACAAGAAGCAGCUGAUGAGCCACUUCAAGUCCUGGUCUGAGCCAGUCCUACGGCUACUCGAGAUGGCACCAGACGACGCCGUCAUGCUGUGGGAUCUUCUGGACAUGGAGCUGCUGCCGGACCUGAUCAGAGGCAAGGCCCUCCUCAUCGGGGACGCAGCGCACCCCUUCCUCCCACACAUGGGGCAAGGCGCAGCUCAGGCAAUAGAGGACGCCUGCGCCCUCGGUGCGAUUCUCCCCCUCGGCACUACACCCGAGAGGAUCCCCUCGCGGCUGGUGUUGUGGCAGCAGUGCAGGAAGGACAGGGCGGCCAAGAUCGUGCUGCAUACCAGGCAUAGGGCGCGCAAGGCAGACGGGAGCAACGGCCCACCCCAGACUCUCGAGGAGUUCAACGCAGCGAUGGCAUAUUGCAUCAACCACGACGCUUGGAAGCACGCCGAGGAUCAGCUGAAGGAAUGGAGUGAAGCCAGGACAUUAGCGACGGCGGCGUCCUAG